AAGGAACCAGAUUCUUUCUUUGAACCACAUAAAGGACCUAUACCACGUUCAUUCUACAGGCAAGUGUUAUUUAAAAAGCGACCUCCAGUCUUCUUUACGCGCAUCCCAACCCUAAUGCCUCCUUAACUAUGCUGCCUGCAACGAUAGAUUCACAGCACCCUCCAGCAACAUGUACGGCUUUUUCCAGACAGACUCCCAGCACCCUUCAGCCCGAACGUCAACAGCUACAAGACCGUCCACCACCGUGUCAAGAUCAACAGGGUAUACAUUUAUAGACGACGAAUCCCCCCGUCUCAGUGUUGCCCUUGGACCUGAAUUCGUCAUUCCGGAUCACCUUUUGUUUAGCGAGAGUACUCUCGUCGAAUCCUUCUCUUACUGGGAAGGAAACAGUGGAAUCAGCCUAGAUGAUUCAACUCCACCUCCUAUACCACCAAAAUCGAUUCAUCGACGACGACACUCUGCGGAUGAGAUGCUCUCCACCACGAAUGGGGCGCCAAAGGGACAUGUAGCUGACGCUCCCCGGGAACGCGAUGGCACCGUGAUGGGCACCUGCAAGAAAAACGCCUGGGGCUCAAAGUUCUCGGAGGACCUCCAGUCGGAAAGGCAGGAGAUUCCACGGGGUGCUCCAGCUCCAGCCCCAGCCCCAGAUGUACCACGACACGUCGCUUUUGCGGAUAGCACUACGGUCGAGCCAGUAUCACCUAGACGGACGCCCCUUCGAUCGGAUGCUUCGCACGGGCGUUGGCGCAGUCCAUCGCCCUUCGUCGAAAGGAAAUGGCGGGGUCUACGCCUGAAAGAACUCCUAUGCAUGGUGGACUAAAUGCGGUCGUUGGCCUUGGAGGGUUCCGGGACAUAGAUUGGUGAGUUGGGCAUCGGGUGCUUGUUGCAUUUACGAGGAAUUUGUACAUAGCGGGUUCUACCACCA
Exophiala viscosa is the source of this 925-nucleotide messenger RNA. RefSeq lists its product as uncharacterized. Lineage: Eukaryota; Fungi; Ascomycota; Eurotiomycetes; Chaetothyriales; Herpotrichiellaceae. The record is from RefSeq and is a predicted model, not a curated record. The transcript has a single exon. Bases 170 to 820 code for a protein of 216 amino acids.